GGCGACGCGCCGUUUGCCCUGUUGAUCUGAAUCGCGAGGCAGCUGUAAGUUACUGAGCGUCUCUGCUGUCUGUGAAAGUGCUGCUCUCUGAGGCGGAUGCGCGAGCAGGACUCCGGCGGGAAGAGAGCGGCACUGCGGACUAAAAGUUCGUUACACGGUUGAAAAAAGAGCAUGCCGCGCCUCUGAGAGAAAGACGAGCUUCUGAAGAGGUGAUCAAUACAACUGGCAUUCCACUGAGCUGUUUGGCUCCCCGCCGUGAUGGACAUGAAGGAGAGGCGUCACCGCUCUCUGACACGGGGCAGGUGCAGGAAGGAGCAGCACUAUGCCACAUCCUCGCUGGACACAGACGAGUGCUGCGUAGCCACCCAGAAAUCCUACAGCUCCAGCGAGACGCUCAAAGCCUAUGAGCAGGAUGCAGGACGGCUGCGCUACGGGGGCUGUGUGGCUGAGCUCGUACACCAUGAGACAGAGGAGUACGUCAGGCAAGGUCAAAACUUCACGUUGGCCGAGCUGGGUGUGUGUGAGCCUCCUCAGCAGCAGGGUGUGUGCUGCUCUGACCUGAGCCUGGUGCAGCGGAGCUACUCUCUGAGCACUGGCUCUGACGCCGACUCGGACCCUGAGGGUGUGAUGACGCCGGAGCGCGCCGUCCAGCUGUGGAGCGGCCAGGGUCUGAAGUCCUGCCGCAGCUCAGGCCUAUCCAGCCCUGACCACUCAGCAUUGACCCUCACCGACUCUGAGAACGAGCACAAGACUGAUGACGAGUCAGCGUGGCAGCUGCAGCCUUGGGAAUAUGCCGGUAUUGCCAGUGUUCAAUACCAUCAGUAUGACAGUGAGACAGAGUGUUAUGCAUCGUAA
Messenger RNA from Colossoma macropomum (tambaqui), 855 nucleotides. RefSeq names its product teneurin-2. The transcript has 5 exons. Gene Ontology annotation, biological process: signal transduction. Gene Ontology annotation, cellular component: membrane. NCBI's taxonomy places the organism in Eukaryota, Metazoa, Chordata, Actinopteri, Characiformes, Serrasalmidae. The record is from RefSeq and is a predicted model, not a curated record. The coding region runs from base 259 to 855 and encodes 198 amino acids.